AUGUCGAUGGUAUCCGAUAUUUUCCUCCAAAUAGUUCUCGGACUCCUCACCAUCAUAUUGUUCUCGUCUGUCCAUGGAAUUCCCCAGAAACUCCUUGCCAAGCUUCGCAACCGCGACCGACCCCAGUUCCAAUCCAAGCGUCACUUCGUCGUCGGAGCUCAGCUUCUCGCCCGAUCCAGAUCCGCCAAGUCUCGCUCGGCUUCCACUCGGUUAGCCAAAGAAGCCGAAGCCGAAGCCGAGAAAGCCAUCGCGCUUGACCCGAAAGAUGCCGCUGCUCACAUCCUCAAGGCUUUGGCUCUUGACCUCCAAGGCUUCAACACAUCUGCGCUCGAUUCCCUCGACGUUGCUCUCUCCCCACUCGCCAUCAAAUCUCUCGAAGAUGAGGAGCGUGGGGACGCGCUGUGCAAGCGUGCCGAGUUGAAAAUGGCCGUGAAUCAGCGCGGCGGCGGCCGGGUUGACUCGGCGCUGGACGAUCUGACUCAGGCCUUGGAAUUGAUUCCGAAGAAAGGGAAUGCUUUUUACCUGCUUGGUAAGUGUUAUGAGGAGAAGAAGAUGAAGGAGGAGGCUUUGAAGGCUUACGAGGAUGCCUUGGCCGCUGAGCCCCGGUUCACCGUCGCUCGGGAAGCUCUGGACCGGUUAAGUUCCUAA
This is a messenger RNA of Ziziphus jujuba (common jujube), 648 nucleotides long. RefSeq lists its product as uncharacterized. The record is from RefSeq and is a predicted model, not a curated record. NCBI's taxonomy places the organism in Eukaryota, Viridiplantae, Streptophyta, Magnoliopsida, Rosales, Rhamnaceae. The transcript has a single exon. Gene Ontology annotation, molecular function: protein binding. Bases 1 to 648 code for a protein of 215 amino acids.